Caenorhabditis elegans is the source of this 384-nucleotide messenger RNA. RefSeq lists its product as uncharacterized. The coding region runs from base 1 to 384 and encodes 127 amino acids. The record is from RefSeq and is marked reviewed. NCBI's taxonomy places the organism in Eukaryota, Metazoa, Nematoda, Chromadorea, Rhabditida, Rhabditidae. The transcript has 2 exons.
AUGGUGCUGAUUUUUCGUUCGGAUUCAAAACCGAAUGAAUUUUUUUCUGUGGUAUGCCCAACUUCUCGUUGUGAUCCCGAAGAAUUAUGGAAUAUUAGAAUGUCGAAUACGUCAGUUUCUUUUAUUCUACACGACGUUAUUCAUAUUCUUGAUUUAUUUGUUCAAAUAGAAUGUGGUAGACGGAUUCUCAUGAAAGGAUUGAUAAAACUUGGAAAUUUUUACAUAAUGGUUUUAUUCUUAUGUUUCACAAUAUCAGUUCGCGUGAUAUUCUACAUUUUGCAACCUCAAUGCACAUUACAAACGGAGAUUUUGAUGCAAUCAACAUUUGGACUCAAACCUCUCUUUACGUGGAUUACUGUAGCAAUUUUCUGUCCUUAUCUGUAA